Caenorhabditis elegans is the source of this 1074-nucleotide messenger RNA. It is a transcript of the gene srw-109, whose product is annotated as G-protein coupled receptors family 1 profile domain-containing protein. The transcript has 6 exons. Gene Ontology annotation, biological process: G protein-coupled receptor signaling pathway; signal transduction. NCBI's taxonomy places the organism in Eukaryota, Metazoa, Nematoda, Chromadorea, Rhabditida, Rhabditidae. The record is from RefSeq and is marked reviewed. Gene Ontology annotation, cellular component: membrane. The coding region runs from base 1 to 1074 and encodes 357 amino acids. Gene Ontology annotation, molecular function: G protein-coupled peptide receptor activity; G protein-coupled receptor activity.
AUGAACUCGGAAAUCCACUUCAAUUUUAUUCAAAAAUUUCAGAACGUUUUAAAUCUUCUAGAAAAGUACGCAUUUCUUGUACAAUUUAUCUUAGCAAUUAUUUCCUUUAUUCUAAACCUACUCCAUUUUGUGAUAAUAACCAGAAAAUCUAUAAGAAUCUCUUCAAUUAAUUGUUUAAUGGUUGGAGUUACUGUUUGCGAUAUUUGUAGAAUGUUGACUACAAUUUAUCGAUAUCUGGAACUGGAAGACUUGGAAUAUCCGGAGUGUAUUACCGUGAGUUCCUAUAUAAAAGCAUACUUAGACAUCACAUCUUGGUGGCUUCAAGAUUACUUUAGACGAUGUAGUUCUUGGUUGGAUAUUUUUAUUGCGAACGUGCGGUAUAUUAUAAUGAGAAAAGUCUCCGGUGCGAGAAAUUCCAAAACUGCACAAUCGAAACUAGGAUUUAUUUUAAUGACUUUGGUAUUUUGUACAAGUAAUCUUAUACAAUCAAUGUGUCUAUAUUCAAUUCAAAUUGUUGAAAAACGGGACAUUUUCCUUUUCUCGAACUGUGCUGAGCAUCAGGACAUCAACAAAGUAUAUAAAUAUACCAUAAAUUUACGUCCAAUACCAACUGAUAACAAAAUGCUACUUAUUCGAACUUACAUCUUCCUAGAUGUAAUAUUUUCUCAUUUCCUUCCAAGCCAAGCUUUUCCAAUUCUUACCGUACUUUUGCUACGCAAAAUUCAGAAAAUGGAGAAAUCAAGACCAGUAGUUCGAAACAAUAGGGUCGCUGAAAAUAACGAAGACAAGCAUCCGCUUUCGACAAACCUGAUAAUUUUUCUGACAAUUUCGUCGUUUCUGGCAGAUGCUCCAUUGGGAUGUAUUGUUAUGAUAAAGCUCUUCAUUCCAUCUGGCAAUAGACGGAUACGGUUUUUGACAGACCUCAUUGUCUAUUUGAACAUUUUGUCUACAAUUAUUAUCAUGUUCCGGCCAAUCCUGUGUUUUUCAAUGCCACGGCAAUACAGAAACACUGCAAAAAAAUUUUUUCGUGUCAAAAAUGCAACCUAUAUUAAUGUUGUUCCAAUAACAAAAUGA